CCCAGUGUGGACAGCGCGUUUCUCCCAGGAGCCAGCGGACCAGUCGGUGGUGCUGGGCCAGAGGGUGAUUUUGUCCUGCGUUGUGUUUAACUACUCGGGCAUUGUGCAGUGGACCAAGGAUGGACUGGCCCUGGGCAUCGGAGAGGACCUCAGGGGUGAGACUACAACAACUCUAAGACCCCCCCAACAACACCCAACAACACCCAACACCCAUCGUUUCUAGUCGCCCUCCUUAAAAGGCCUCUCUGUAUAUCGCCCUGUCUCCCCUUUUCACUCUAUCUUUCAUUAUCUCAUGUUGUGCUGUUGUGGUUUUUACCUUUUGUGGUUUUUACCUUGUGGUCCUCUGUAGCUCAGCUGGUAGAGCACGGCGCUUGUAACGCCAAGGUAGUGGGUUCGAUCCCCGCGACCACCCAUACACAAAAAAAUGUAUGCACGCAUGACUGUAAGUCGCUUUGGAUAAAAGCGUCUGCUAAAUGGCAUAUUAUUAUUAUUUUCUCUACCACCUCUCCCCCUCUUUCUAUCUCUACCCCCCCCCCUCUCUCUUUCUCUCUGUCUCUCUCUUUGUCUCUCUCUCUCGUUCUCUCUCUAUCUCUAUGUCGCUGAGUCUCUGUCUGUCUAUCAAUUUCUCUAUACCUAUCUCUAUCACGAACAUACACGUUCUAUCUCUCCUAUCUGUAAGAAAUAAGGCUUGUUAAAAAAAAAAUUAUGUAAACUCAUUGCUUUUCCUACAUUCUGUUUCAGGCCACACUUUCCCCUUUAUCCCUCUUUCUCUUCCUUUGCAGCUUUCUCUUCCUGCUUCAUUCCGUCUCGCUCUCUCUUUGCCUCUGUUCAACCCCUCACUCAUUCUUCAUUCUCCCUCCCUCCCUCCCCCUCUGCCACUCUUUUCCUCUCCUUCACACUCUCUCUUCCUCCCUCUCUUUGCCUCUGCUUUCUCUCAAAAUUCCGCUCUCCCUUUCCUCAGGCUUACAUAUCUGACUCCCACUUCGGUCUCUCUCUCUCUGGAAAUCUCUUCUUUCUCUCUCUCUCUCUUUCUCUCUCUCUCGCUUUCCUCUCCCCUCCCUUCUCCUCCUCCUCACCUCUCUCUCCUCUCCCUCUCUCCUCUACGCCUCUCUCUUCUCUCUCUCUCUAUAUCUCUCUCUCUCUCUCUCUCCUCGUCCUCUUCUCUCUCUUCUUCUCUCUCUCUCUCUCUCUCUCUUUCAAUCAUAUGUUACUGUAAUGGUUCAGUGCUUCAAGCCAAAGCUUUUAAAUAGAAACAUGUGAAUGAACACUGGUUCCCUCAUACACACACUCCCUCUCUCCCUCGAUCCCCCGCUCUCUCUCUCCCUGCCUCUCCCCCUCGCUCCUUCGCUCUCUCUCCCUGCCUCUCUCCCUCGCUCCCUUGAUCUCUUUCCCUCUCCCUUUCAUACUCUUUCGCUCUCUCGACAUUUCACAUGCAAAUACAUGCAUAGACAACACACAGACACACAUGAUAUGCCAGUUACAAGGACACACAAGGUUAUGGGAGGGUAAGCUCAUUUGAAGCAUAUGGAUAUACAUACAGUACAUUCUACUGUGACAGAAUGAUUCAGAUGGAAUUUAUAUGUGAAGAGAAAGGAUAUGAAAUCUGCUACAGCAUUUCUGUCCCUUUGGAGUCCUCUAAAACGUUGUUGUCAUAAUGCAUGCAUUUUAUUCUCUUGCUGGUGAAAGAGAGCAUGGCUGCCACCUGCUGGUGAGAAUGUAUAGCAUCACGGGAGCUGUGAGCGCUAGAAGAGAGCGAGUGAGAGAAGGGGGGUGGAAGGAAGGGGGAGAGAGAGCGAGAGAUAGACAGAGAGAGAGAGAGAGAGGAGAGAGAGAGAGAGAGAGAGAGAGAGAGAUAGACAGAGAGAUAAAUAGAGAGAGAGAGAGAGAGAGAGAGAGAGAGAGAGAUAGAGAGAGUGUGCAUACAUGCGCAUAUAUAUGAAUAUUUGCAUGGUUGUUUUCAUUUGCAUAAAUAAUUAUGCACAGGUGUUUUUGGUUUGUUAUCAUUACAUUCAAUACAUUCCAAAUGAGCCUGUCCUUCUCAUUUAUCAUUUAACCAGCAUCUACUGGUUGUCCCUAUGUCUGACUCUCUCUCCCUUCCCCCCAGCCUGGCCGAGGUACCGUGUGUUGCGGGUGCAGGAGCUGGGCCAGUAUAACCUGGAGAUCAUCUCAGCUGAGCUGUCUGAUGACUCCCUGUACGAGUGCCAGGCCCCUGAUGCUGCACUACGUUCUAGAAGAGCCAAACUCACCGUCCUCAGUAAGAUACAGCAACUGCGUGCGUGUGUGUGGUUGUGUAAGUGUUUGUGUGUGGUUGUGUAUAUGUGUGUGUGUGUGUGUGUAUUCCCAUAUGUGUGUAACCCCCCUGUCCUAUCUCCAGUCCCCCCAGAUGACCCAGUGAUAGAUGGGGCCCCUGAGGUGCUGCUGAAUGCAGGGGACCACUAUAACCUGAGCUGUGUGUCCCGCGGGGCCAAGCCCCCUGCCAUGAUAGAGUGGCAGAAAGACGGGAUCCCUGUAGAUGGAGCAGUCAGCACUACCGUGAGUCAAUGAAACAUGCAUGUACACAGACAUACACAUAGUAUUAUAACACACACAUGCACACACACACACACACACAAGUACAUAUCACAGGCAUGCACACACAAACACACACACACACUCAAAUACAUACACACAUUGGACACAGUCACUGACUUUCAUUGCGUCACGCCUACCUUUUCUCAUAGUUGUAUUGGCCGUCAUCUCUUGAGUCCAUUGUUACCCCUCUCUUGACCAUUUAUCUGUCUCCCUCCCUCCCUCGUUCCUUCUUUCCCUCCCUCCAUCUGUCUCCAUCAGGAGGUGCUCCCAGACAGGAAGAGGGUGACGACCCACAGCUUCCUGCCCAUCCACCCAGUGGACACAGACACAGGGAGGAACUAUAGCUGCGUGGCCAGUAACCUGGCUAUCCCCACCGGGAAACGCACCACCGUCACCCUCAACGUACACCGUAAGUCACCCUCAAAGUACACCGUAAAGACUUGUUCAUAACCAUCCCCUUAGCUUUACAUCGUUUUCACUACAGACUGUAUGACUGAAUAUCUGAUGUUAUUCAAAGACAACAGCUACUAAUGAAAACCAGUAGAUCACAGAUCACUGCCCAGGACCCUUGAGGGAUUCUCUCUUUUUCCAUCAUCUCUCUCUACCCCCCUCCUCCCUCCUUCUCUCUAUCAUUUGCUUAUUUGCUUAUGUAUCGGUGUGCCUCAGUAACCCUGUGUAUCCUCUCUUUCCAGACCCCCCCACGGUGACCCUGUCCAUCGAGCCUCGCUCCGUCCUAGAGGGGGACAGAGUCACCUUCACCUGCGCAGCCUCCGCCAACCCUCCUAUCAUGGGAUACAUGUAUGUCCUCUAUCUAUCUGUUCGUCUUUCUGUCUGUCUGUAUGUCCACCUGUUUCUCUCUCUAGCCGUGCAUUAGUCUUGCUGGAUAGUUGUAUUUUGGGUAGUUACAUGUUUAAUGUGUUAGUCGUGGUGUGCAUGUUUUUGGCCAAUGCGGGAAUCAAACCUACAGCUCUGGCAGUACAUGUUUAUUCAUACAAUAUGUAUGUGUUCUUUCUCAGGUGGGCUAAAGGUGGAGUGAUCCUGCAGGGGGCCAGAGAGAGUGUGCUCACCACCAAAGCUGACCAUUCCUUCUUCACUGAGCCAGUGUCAUGCUCAGUGUUCAACGCCGUGGGCAAAACCAACGUCAGCAUCCUGGUCGAUGUACACUGUGAGUCUGACUAGACCUCCAUGGCUGGCCAAUAGCAUCUGUCUGUCUGUCUGUCUGUCGGUCUCUCUCUCUGUCUGUCUGGCUGUCUGUGUGUCGCUCUGUCUGUCUGUCUGUCUGUCUGUCUGUCUGUCUGUCUGUCUGUCUCUGUCUGUCUGUCUGUCUGUCUGUCUGUCUGUCUGUCUGUCUGUCUGUCUGUCUGUCUGUCUCCCUCUCUGUCUGUCUGGCUGUGUGUGUCUCUCUAUCUCUCUCUCUCUGUCUGUCUGUCUGUCUGUCUGUCUGUCUGUCUGUCUGUCUGUCUGUCUGUCUCUGUCUGUCUGUCUGUCUGUAUGUAUGUCUGUCUGUCUGUCUGUCUGUCUGUCUGUCUCUCUCUCUCUCUAUCUCUCUCUCGCUCUCUGUCUGGCUGGCUCUCUCUCUGUCUGUCUGUUUGUCUGGCUCUCUGUCUCUUGAUCUCAAUCUCUCUCCUCUCUCUGUCAGUCUUUCAUUUCUCUUUACCUGGUCAUUUUUGUAUUGUCUUUGACUUUGUUAUCAGUCCUCUCUCUCUCUCUCCCUCCCUCUCUCUCCCCAGUUGGUCCUAUUCUGGUAGUGGAGCCCAGACCAGUGACAGUGGACAUGGACUCUGAUGUCGCUCUGAACUGCAAAUGGGCCGGCAACCCUCCUCUAACACUUACCUGGACCAAGAAGGGCUCCAAUAUGGUGAGGGCCAGCUCUCUCACUCCUCCACUCUCUUCCUUCUCUCGCUCCCUUUAUCUCUUCUAUCCUCUGUAUCUCUCCGUCUCUCUAUUCUCUUUUGCGCCCCUGCUCUGUCCAUCUCUCUCUUUCUCUCUCGUUGUGUAGGUCCUCAGUAACGACAACCAUCUCUUUCCCCCUCUCUUUUCUAUCCGUUGUCUGUCUUCUUUCUUCCUAUCUCUCCUUUCUUUCUUUCUUUCUUUCUCUUUUAUUAUCUUUUGUCCCUCUAAAAAAGUAGAAUGGCCUCCGGCCACAUCAUCGCACUCCCCUUUUCGUCUGUCCAUCUCUUUCUCUCUGUUUGCCCCUGACUCUCUGUUUGUUCCUCUCUCUCGCCAUCCCUUGUGUAGGUCCUUAGUAAUAACAACCAGCUGUUCCUGAAGUCAGUGAGCCAGGCGGACGCUGGGCAGUACGUGUGUAAGGCCAUCGUCCCCAGGAUCGGAGUGGGAGAGACAGAGGUCACGCUCACUGUCAACGGUAAGGAACACCACACAUCACACGAAUAGAUAAGCUGGAGUUUAUGGUUCAAAUGUGUGUGAUGAUUUGAUGUAGGCUUUAAUACUGCUAUGAAGACUGGAGUGUGCAACUUUCAUUUCAAACUAUUCAUUGGUAUAGUAUUUCUUCUUGUUAUACAUGAAGUGGAAUGUACCACCCCUCACUCUUUCUCAAGCUCACUCUCUUUAUUUCUUCCUAUCCAGGUCCCCCCAUCAUCUCCAGUGAGCCCGUCCAGUAUGCGGUGAGGGGGGAGAGAGGAGAGGUCAAAUGCUAUAUUGCCAGCUCUCCACCACCGGACAAGAUUGUAAGUUGACAGUUGAUACUGUACAAACUCUACUGCAAGCUUAUACAUUACCACCUAUACAUUAUCGUCAUGAGAUUACCGCCUAUACAUUAUCAUCGUGAGAUUACCACCUAUACAUUAUCAUCAUGAGAUUACCGCCUAUACAUUAUCGUUGUGGGUACCACCUAUAUGUUAUUGUCGUGAGAUUACCACCUAUACAUUAUCGUCGUGAGAUUACCACCUAUACAUUAUCGUCGUGAGAUUACCACCUAUGCAUUAUCGUCGUGAGAUUACCACCUAUACAUUAUCAUCAUGGGAUUACCGCCUAUACAUUAUCGUUGUGGGUACCACCUAUAUGUUAUUGUCGUGAGAUUACCGCCUAUACAUUAUCGUCGUGAGAUUACCACCUAUACAUUAUCGUCGUGAGAUUACCACCUAUGCAUUAUCGUCGUGAGAUUACCACCUAUACAUUAUCGUCAUGUGAUGGCCACCAAAAUCUUUUCGAAUUGUCCUGAGACCCACCAAGUAAACAAGAUUUCUAGUAGAGGGACACUUCUAGUGCAGCCAGUCACAGUGUCUGAAACCAGCUGAUAUCUCUUCUCCUCCACUUGUCUCUCUGGUCCGGAUGCUCUCAGACAGUGGCUGCAUCUGAAAUGGCACCAUUUUCCCUACAUAGUGCACCCUAUGGGCCAUGGUCAAAAGUAGUGCACUGUAUAGGGAAUAAGGUGCUAUUUGGGACGUAGUCAGUGUGUAGUUGGUCUCUUCCUCCUCUCCUCUCCUCUUGUCUCUAAUGUUUGUGAGUUUGAUUCUCUCUGACGCACCAGCUUGCGUUCUUAAUGCAGGGACAGAAAGGGAGUUAUAAAAUAUGAAGGACUGGCUGGAACAGUUGUCCCAGUAAAUGCCUCCGUCAGAGUUUCUUGUUUUUCAGAAUAAAUGGAAGAUUACCGGAACAUGUGGCCUCAUGCAUUUUUAAAUACUCUCUCAUACUUCAGUGUGAAUAAUAGCUUUUAGCGGAUUAGAAGUUGCGGAAGUGUGUAAGAUUCUCACCAACUCUAAAACCACUACAUGUUACUCUAUAGUCCAAGAAUAGAGAGAUAGAGAGGCUUAGAACGGUUGCUGCUGGUAAUGUGUGAAUCUCAUUCUGUGUGCGUUGUGUGUGUGAAUGUGUUUUUAAUGUAUGUAUGUAUGUGUUUGCUUGUUUACGUUAGUGGGGAUGUGUCUGUGUGUACAUCUUUGUAUGCCCACUUGUGUGUACAGUAUGCCUGCAUGUGUACAAUAUGUGUGUAAAUGCAUAAUGCAUAUGUAUGUGUAUGCCAGUAAACAUAAUGUACUGGGGUCCAUAUGGGUGUGUUAACUUGCGCCUGUCUGUCUGUCUGUGUUUCAGGUGUGGGCGUGGAAAGAGAACGUAUGGGAGAAGGAGAAGGGAACUCUGUUGGAGAGGUACACGGUGGAGCAGAGUAAACCUCUGUCUGAGGGAGGGGCUGUCCUCUCCACCCUCACCAUCAACAACGUCAUGGAGGCUGACUUCCUGUCCACCUACAACUGUACCGCCUGGAACGCCUUCGGUCCCGGGACCAUGAUCAUCAUCCUGGAGGAGACUGGUAUGACCAGAGACAAACAACAACAAAAACAGCAACAACAGCAACAAUAACCACCAUAUAUUCACCACCAUUAUAUUCACAACCAUUAUAUUCAUACUCCUAACUUGAUAUGACCAGACAUCUCUCCUCAAAAACAACAACAAUACUCACGCCUGCUCUAUCACAAUGUUUUAGCUGAAUCUGCAUGUUGUAUUGUGUUGACUACUUACAUUUUUCUGUACUUUCUCUCUCCCUCUCUCUCCCUCAUUUUCUCUCUCCCUCUUUCUCUCUCUCUCUCUCUCCCUUCCUCUCUCUCUCUCUCUCUCUCUCUCUCUCUCUCUCUCUCUCUCUCUCUCUCUAUCGCUCUCUCUCCUCUCCCCAUUCUCUCUGUCUCAUUCCAUCCCCCUUUCCUCCCUCCCUCCUCUCUCCCUCCAUUCCUCUCUCCUCUCAUCCCUCUCUCAGAGGAGGUCCCAGUGGGUAUAAUAGCAGGAGGGACUGUUGGCUGCACCAUCCUGCUGUUCCUGUGUUUACUAGUCCUGGUGCUGGUCUUCUACCGACAGCGCAAAGGCAGUGAGUGACACCUGCAUCUACUCCACACAGACAAACCAUCUAUAAAGUAUCAAACACAUACCAAUACAUGUUUCAUAUGCCCAUGCCUUAAAAACACCAUACACCUGUUUGUCUUCAGAUAUCUAACCUGUACCCCCACACAUUGACUCGGUACCGGUACCCGCUGUAUAUAGCCUCAUUAUUGUUUUUUUGUUGUUGUUUUUUUAAACUUGAGUUUAUUUAGUAAAUAUUUUCUUAACUCUAUUUCUUGAACUGCAUUGUUGGUUAAGGGCUUGUAAGUAAGCAUUUCACGGUAAGGUCUACACCUGUUGUAUUCGGCGCAUGUGACAAAUAGAAUGUUAUUUGAUUUUUGAUUUCAUAUCAAUAUAUGAACCCAUUAUUUACCUUUACACAUUAUACAUUAUUCACAUAACCCACAUGCACAUAUACAUACUGUAUACAUAUUGUAUCUAUCUAAAUCAAUAUACCCUGACAUAUCCAGCAGUAUUCAACUGUGUACUGUGCUGUUGUGUUGUGCUUCCAGGUCGUCGCGGGGUCACGCUGGGUAAGCCAGACAUCAAGGUAGAGACAAUAAACAAGGAGACCCACAGUCUGGAGGAGGACUCCGGCAGCGUUUCCACGGCAUCGCGCAUGGUCAAGGCCAUGUACUCGGUGAGUUGCCAUGACAAUGGGACAGCAGGUUGCCUUGAACUUUACUGCCUUUGGUUUAUGUUACCCAAGUUCCCCUCAGGGGAUCAAUAA
Coregonus sp. 'balchen' is the source of this 8128-nucleotide messenger RNA. NCBI's taxonomy places the organism in Eukaryota, Metazoa, Chordata, Actinopteri, Salmoniformes, Salmonidae. The record is from the annotation of a GenBank genome assembly.